This is a messenger RNA of Raphanus sativus (radish), 2436 nucleotides long. RefSeq lists its product as uncharacterized. Bases 268 to 2184 code for a protein of 638 amino acids. NCBI's taxonomy places the organism in Eukaryota, Viridiplantae, Streptophyta, Magnoliopsida, Brassicales, Brassicaceae. The record is from RefSeq and is a predicted model, not a curated record. The transcript is spliced from 16 exons. Gene Ontology annotation, molecular function: L-glutamate dehydrogenase (NADP+) activity. Gene Ontology annotation, cellular component: cytosol.
UGCAAACAAUCACUUUGGUCGCAUCUCUUUAUCUCGGCUCAAAGCCCUCCCACCUCCACCAUCACAAUCGGCGACGGAAAGUAAAGUUAUCGUGACAUAGUUGAAGAGCAGAGCAUCUUCUUGUCUCUUUAGUGACAAUUGUCUUUCUAGGUUUCACUCUUUCUCGGCGACUCGCCGCUACAGUCAAAAGUUGUCAUCUCGGGUGUUGUAUGCUUGCUGCUAGUCAGCAGAAGAGAAGCUAAGGUGGGGUUACAACUGUGAUGCUGAAUGUUUGGGCCAACAGGUGGGCUAGGGAUGAAUCCUUCAAUGGAUGAUAUUAACUUAUUACAGCAGGCACAAAGGCAUCAGCUUGUUGUAACCAAUCUUGGGGAAGAGAUUGAUUUAGAAAUUGGAACUGGAGAGGAUGAAGCCGCUUUCGCCAGCAAUUCUCUGAUCGGAGGGACGCCAAGGGAGCCUUCCACUGGGGAACAUGAUGAGACAAAGCAUAUGGUUUUGGUAUCUGAUCUUCCGGGAGAGGAUCAAGAUAUGUCAAAGGGGCAGACGUCGGCGAAGAGAAAGAAGAAAGUUGUCAAACGGUGGAGAGAGGAGUGGGCUGACACGUACAAGUGGGCUUAUGUCGAUAUGAAAGAAGGAACGGCGAGGAUAUUCUGUUCUGUCUGCAGAGAGUAUGGUAGGAAACAUCGGAGAAACCCGUACGGGAAUGAAGGAAGCAGAAACAUGCAGAUGAGUGCGUUGGAAGAACACAACAAUAGUUUGCUACACAAAGAGGCUCUCCGUCUCCAAACGGCCUCCAAGGAUAAGAUUGUUGUUGACAAGCCCAUCUAUGUGAAGACUCUUAUGUCAAAGAGUGCUGGUUCAAUUGUUGAGGGAGCCCUGAAACGAGAUCCUAAUGAGAUUGAAUUUAUUCAGUCUGUACAAGAAUCUGUGCAUGCUCUAGAGCGGGUAAUUGCAAAGAAUUCUCAUUAUGUCAACAUUAUGGAGCGGCUAUUAGAACCUGAACGUAUGAUAGUGUUCCGGGUUCCAUGGAUUGAUGACCGAGGUGAAACACAUGUAAACCGAGGCUUUAGAGUGCAGUUCAAUCAAGCACUGGGCCCAUGUAGAGGAGGUAUAAGGUUUCAUCCAUCCAUGAACUUGAGCAUCGCCAAAUUUCUUGGCUUUCAGCAGACGUUGAAAAAUGCUUUGUCACCUUAUAAACUUGGAGGGGCUUCUGGUGGAAGCGACUUUGAUCCUAAAGGAAGAAGUGACAACGAGAUUAUGAGAUUUUGCCAAAGUUUCAUGAAUGAGAUGUACAGAUAUAUGGGUCCGGACAAAGACCUUCCGUCAGAAGAGGUUGGUGUUGGUACUCGGGAAAUGGGAUAUCUUUUCGGACAGUACAGACGGCUUGCUGGUCAGUUUCAGGGAAGUUUUACAGGACCACGGAUAUAUUGGGCUGCUUCUAGCCUCAGAACUGAAGCUAGUGGCUAUGGCGUGGUGUACUUUGCACGACUAAUGCUUGCAGAUAUGAAUAAAGAAAUAAAGGGAUUAAGAUGUGUUGUGAGUGGUUGCGGGAAGAUAGCGAUGCAUGUUGUAGAGAAGCUAAUUGCCUGUGGGGCUCACCCUGUUACAGUUUCAGAUUCAAAAGGAUAUUUGGUGGAUGACGAUGGAUUUGAUUAUAUGAAACUUGCCUUCUUGAGAGAUAUAAAAUCCCAACAGAGAAGUCUGAGAGACUAUUCAAAGACGUAUGCAAGGGCGAAGUACUUUGAUGAAGUAAAGCCGUGGAAUGAAAGGUGUGAUGUGGCGUUCCCCUGUGCUUCUCAGAAUGAAGUUGAUCAAGCAGAUGCUAUUAAUCUGGUCAAUGCAGGCUGUCGCUUACUGGUAGAAGGUUCAAACAUGCCGUGUACAGCUGAAGCAGUUGAUGUUUUCAGAAAGGCGAAUGUUCUGAUUGCUCCUGCCAUUGCUGCUGGAGCUGGAGGAGUUGCUGCCGGAGAAAUUGAAGAACUCCGUGAAUCUAAUUCAAUGCAAUGGUCAGCAGAAGAUUUUGAGUCUAGAUUACAGGAAGCACUGAAGCAGACUUAUGAGAAAGCUCUCAAAGCAGCUAAUGAUUUCGGUUAUCAGAAAGAGAGUCCUGAGGCUCUUCUACACGGAGCAACAAUUGCAGCAUUUUUGAAUAUAGCUCAAGCUAUGACAGACCAAGGUUGUGUCUAGCUAUAAAAUGAUCCUGCAUCUAAGAGUCCCAGCAGGGUUUGUCUUAAAGUUAAAAUCCAAGCGAAGAAGGCGUAUUGUACUCUCUGUGACAUGUCAUUAUUUAGAAACUAUAUACUUUGAUAGCAUUAAUGUUUAUUAGCUAUAUAAACAUAGCUUUCCAUUGCUUAUAUGUUCUUUAACUUUAUAGGUAAUGAAUGGAAUACACUAAUGACCCCUUCUUGUAAACAAGAUUUAAUUAAUUGUCUUUUGAGA